CGGUCUACACGUGGGGAGGAGAGGCUGACUUUCCACGGGGACACACGUUUGAAAACUCACAUUAUCAGUAUUGCUCUCAUCGUGGCGGCGCCGAGGACCCUAAAAUCCUGUGUAGCUGUUAGUGUCCUGAGGAAAUGCCGCUGAGGUUUCGUUCUGUUGUGCCCUACACGCUGCCCGGAGUCCUCGCACUGAUCGGCUGGUGGUGGUACAUCUCACGGAAGAAAGAGCGGCUCAUCAGCCAUGACAGCCCAGAGGGGCCUCCGACCGCGAUGGGCCUUAGAUCGUCCCCAGCAGAGGGUAGCAACGGUUUGGUGGAGAAAAGCACUGUAUCCCCCACAACUGACACAGAAAGCCACAGACCUCCAGAGGUCAGUGACCAGAGAACAGAGCAUGGAAAUAUUUCCCAGAUCCACGCCCAGGACUCUGCUGCAGCACCUUCGCUGACACUACGUUCUGAAGAAGCUGCGCCUCACCUCAGCAGAAUAACACAAGAGGAAGUCCAGAAAACUCUACAUUCGCCGGGCAAAGAAGACGCCCUGCAGGUGCCUCUGACAGACCAUAAAGACCCGGAGAAAAGCUCAACGCCUGCCCUGGAAAAAGAGCACCGUGUCAAAGCUCCAAUAACCACAGAGGAGGUCAUCUUGCCCUGCCAGUCUUCCAGGGUCACCAGCUCCUGCCCCACAACGACACACCUUUCUGAUGCAGAGAGGCCGGAGCCAGAAGGUGAAGUUGCAAAGCACCACAGCGCCGUUAGUACACAGGAUGAGGUGGCUGUUUGUGCAGUGACGCCAGCCAAAGUGUGCACGGUGAUCCCAUCAGAGGCCCGCUCUCUAGAGACACCCCCUUCAGCGCAGGAUUUCCACAUUGUAACCAGCACGCCUACCUCCCCGGCCCCAGCCUCCUCAGCCACGACCGCGACCCGAGACUCCGCCACCGCGUCGGAGACAUCGCAGGACAUCCAGGUACACAGCGGCCGCACAGAGGAGCAGGAUCUGGAGCUUCUGGCAGCUGGACUCAUAACUGAGGUCAUCUCGGCAGCCACCCAGGAGGUCCUCGGUGUCACCAGCUGCCAGGUCGCAGACAACAGCCAGCCCAGCUGCAGUAGCGGCACGCCAGUGGCUAGCGGCAGACUAUGCUCCCAACAGGAGCCAAUCACAGCAGCACAGCAGCACCACCAUCUACUGACAAGCCCCUCUCAGAUCGGAUAUGAGUCGAGAGAGGCCGCAGAGAAACAAGAGCAAGGGAUGCCCAACGGAUGCUCCGCGGCUCCAGUAUGGGAGCCUGUGGAGGUCAGCCACAGGGUUCAUCAGACGAACCACGCACAGAAAAGCCACUGGCUAACACCAUCGCACCAACCAGCACAAAGCACUCCUUUGCUAAACAUGAAACUGAAAGGCGAUGAAGGAGCCGCGCUGGCCGACGACUCGGCCUGCAGCACGUGCCACUCUGAGGACGGCAUCAGCAACGAGGACCUGCAGAGCAGCGCGUUUGACAACCAGAUGGACGCCGUCCAGGUUACAGACUUGUCAGCAAGAGAAGCCACAGAGUCUAAAUCGCUGGUUGAGACCGCCACCGAGGCGUCGGUUUUGGCUGAAGAAGACUCGGUUGAUGCCGUGUGUGAGAUAAAGAGGCUCAACGGGAUGGGCCUGAGGAACGGCGCUCAUGGGACAUGUGAGGUGGAGACGGACCAGUCUGGAGGCUCUGAUGUGAACAGUAUGGACUCGGUGGAUAGCGGCUGCACGAUGGGCGCCGGGGAAAACCAGAGUAACCACGCUGCCUCCUCCAGCUCUGACCUCAUCAUCUGGGAGAUCGAGGUGCCAAAGCAUCUUGUAGGACGGUUAAUAGGGAAACAGGGACGAUACGUGAGUUUCCUGAAGCAGAACUCCGGCGCAAAGAUCUACAUCUCCACGCUGCCUUACACACAGGAGUUCCAGAUCUGUCACAUAGAGGGUACGCAGCAGCAGGUGGACAAAGCUCUGUCCCUGAUUGGGAAGAAGUUUAAAGAUCUGGACCUGACCAACCUGUACGCUCCUCCGCCGCCACCGCUCACGUUACCGUCGCUUCCCAUGACCUCCUGGCUCCUGCUGCCCAGCGGAGUGACGGUUGAAGUGAUCGUGGUGAACAUCGUGUCGGCCGGUCACGUCUUCGUCCAGCAGCACACCCACCCGACCUACCACGCCCUGCGGAGCCUCGACCAGCAGAUGUUCCUCUGCUACUCCCAGCCGGGCACCCCCGCCCUGCCCUCGCCAGCCGAAGUUGGUGUGAUAUGUGCAGCUCCGGCGGUGGAAGGAGCGUGGUGGAGAGCUCAGGUCAUCACCUUCUACAAAGAAACCAGUGAAGUGGAGAUCAGAUAUGUGGACUACGGCGGCUACGACAGAGUGAAGAUCGACUCACUACGGCAAAUAAGGUCUGAUUUUGUAACACUACCGUUUCAAGGUGCUGAAGUGCUGCUCGACAACAUCGCUCCUCUCCCAGGAGAGGAUCGUUUUUCGCCGGAGGCCACGUCAGCGCUGGAGGAGAUGACCAGAGGAGUGGCGCUGCUCGCACAGGUCUCAAACUACGACAACAACACGGGCCUCCCGCUGGUCCACCUGUGGAACAUGGUCGGAGAAGAGGUGAUUUCGGUGAACCGUACGCUGGCAGAGAGGGGUCUGGGCGUUUGGGUGGAUGGAUUUUGAACUCCGAACACGCUCUGACCCCCCCACCCCCCCGCCCCUCCCUCCAGUCCCUUAUUCUCAUGUGAUCAGCAGUCUGGGACCCAGAUCAAGCUGGACUCCCAGUCCCACCCGACACCCGACACCCAACACACCACUGGAUUGAAGAAGAUUGUUUUUCCUUUUGUUUUUUUGAGUGUUUUUUUUUCGUUUGCCCCGCCCCCUCGUUCCUUUGAAAAGAAAUUAAAAAUUGUUUGCAGGCAUAAUCUACAAGAACAGCACUGCUUCAAAAUAAGACAACCUCCCCCUCGCGUUCUUGUACACAGAAAUAACUUAAAGAAGGAAAGGAAGAGGUACUUGUAAAAAAAAAAAAAAUAAUAAUGAUAAUAAUUUUUUAAAAUCUAUAUUGUAACUAAAUAAAGGUUCAACCAGUAUUUUUUUCCCUCCCCAUCCUACCUUAAUUUUUGCUCUGGGCCUUUGCUCACUGACUGGAUCAUCAUGCUGUGUGGACGGACAAACACCUCCAUCAGACUGUGGACUCGUCAGCGGUCUCGAGUUUCGUCGACGCCUCGUGAUAGUCGUCUGUAGGUCGCUGCUGUCAGAGUCGUUCAGCAGAUUUUUGGGAGCUCUCGUCUGGAGAGAUGGGUGCAAACGCGGCAAAGACCAGAGGGUGGUCCCCGGUGGAGCACCGAGCACCCGGCCGGUCUGCCGGCACUCGAGAGACGCGGACCUCUCCGUGGGUCCACGUCCAGACCUGCUGCACCUCCAGCCAGGACGGAGGAGCGAGCUGGUCGUCUUCGCUCCACCUUUUCUCCGCCAGCUAGCACUGCGUUUCAGAGGAGACUGAAACCCCAACUGACCAGACACAAUGCAGUUUAACAGCUUUUCAAACUGGACAAAGUUGGGCAACAUUUCUCUAACUCAAUAAUUCAAGACGAAUUUUUCUGCCAGCGAGGCCACAUACGGUUGAUGGUGCGCAUCAUCACGUAGGGACUGUUUGUAAUCCUCAAAUUACAUCUGUUCUGUUUUUAAAGACUGACAACUGUAAAGAUCCACUUCAUGAUACACCUCGAAUCUCCCAAUUUAGUGUCCCUGAAGUCCCCAAAGAUGUUUUUUCCAUUAUUCUACACACUAAAUAUUCCCUCUGCUUUCAGGAUAAAACUUCGAGAAUUUGGGAACUCCCUAAAAAUGUUUGCGAUUUAAGCGUACCAUUUCAUGUUGGUCAAGUGACUGAAUUUCUAAAGAAUUUAACACCCCAAAUUUAUAAAUUGAGUGUCCCCAAAGUCCCCAAAGAUGGUUUUUCCCCCAAUUUUCUGCACACUCGAUAUUCCUCCUGCUUCAGACGAAAAAAUUUGAGACUUUGGCAAAAAAUGUUGCAUUUUAACCGUACCAAAGCAGCCGGUGUGCAUUGUUAAAUCUUUCGAAACUCUUGGUAACAAAUGGUUAAAAAUGUUGAUCUGAAGGGAAAUGAAGCUGAUAGAAAUCUGUCCUGACUAGUUUCAAUCGAUUUAGCGUCAAAUAAUAUUUCAUGUUGGUCCAAUCACUGAAUUUCUAAAUAUCUACUCCGGUUACAUGAUACCACCUCAAAUCUCCAAAUUUAGUGUCCCCAAAGAUUAUUAUCUUUUCAAUAUUUUGCACACUGUAUAUUUCUUCUGCUUUCAGGAUAAAAUUUCUAGUCUUUGGGAAUUAAUUUAUUAAUUAAUGAAUUUUUUUACCAUACCAUUUCAUUUUGAUCAAAUGACCAACUUUCUGAAGAUCCACUCCAGUUUUAUGAUACCACCUCAAAUCUCCAAAUUUAGCGUCCCUAAAGUCCCCAAAGAUGAUUUUUUUUUCAAUAUUUUGCGCACAAUAUAUUUCUUCUGCCUUCAAGAUAAAAAUUCUAGUCUUUGGGAAUUACUGAAACAUUUUGUAAUCUAACCGUACCAUAGCGAUGUGUGUGCAUUGUUAAAUCUAUCAGAUCUCUUUGUGGUAGUUAAACAUUUAAAUCUGAAGGGAAGCGAAGCUGCUGGGAGUCUGUGUUGACUAGUUUCCAUUGAUUUAACUUUCAUAUUUCAUGUUGGUCACAUUACUGAAUGUCUCAUGGGUGACGUGCGUUAAUUAUUCCAAAGAUCGAAGCGUUUUCACUGUAAUGCACUGUUUGUAGUUUCAGUAUAGGCAGAGUGCUGCCAAACUCACACUGACAUGAAGAAGAAACACUACACAAGAUUUGGGUUUUUUUGCUGCUUUUCAGACUGUUGACGUAAUAUUAACGGAUGUAAAUCCAGUUAGUGUCGUUAGUGCGGACGGUAAAGCAGCCUGAGCCGGAGCGGGGCCUUGUUCUUCACAUGUGGAUGAGAUGUUUUGACAAACGCCCGAAUCUUCACUUCUCCGAAGCUGUCGCAGCAACAACCCAAAUUUAAGAAAUGUUGCCUUAGAUUUCAGGGGCCGGCAUCAACAAACAAGCUGAGCAUAAAGUCGGCGGUGAUUCUGGAUAUUUGGUGUGUUACAGACAGACUGUGGAGUCCAUGUAGGCAGAUUUGGAAAAUGAGGCAUCAAAAGAAAUGUACAUAAUAUGAAGAUAACGUGAACAAACUACAAUAUAAUUCAAAUAUAGGAAAUCAGGUUGAGGCUGCAUCACGAGGAGGAAAUCUUAUUAAAUGUGUGGUUUUUAAUGUGUAGAGUAAAUAUUUUGCUUUCUCCCAAAAUGUACAAAAGUCAGAUAUGUGGUGCACAUGAAAAGUUAAAAGUAAUGUCAGGCGGUAGACCUCAGCAGUGUGUAAUAUUUCAUACCCUCCUGAAAUUUCACCGGAUUCACCGUAUACUGAACAUGAUGGUAUAAGCAUCCGAUGGCUAAUGCGCUACUAAAUUUCAGCUUUUCGAAACGUAAAAAGAAAAGUAAUAUUUUCCAUAUUAAACAGAGAAAUACAACUGUACACCUUUAUAAUUCAGCCUUUUCUGAGACUGACAAAACCUAAUCGCCUUACUUACUCAACAUGAAACACACUUAAAACUCGACAAAUAAAAUAAAACUCACCCAAA
This is a messenger RNA of Plectropomus leopardus (leopard coralgrouper), 5672 nucleotides long. It is a transcript of the gene akap1b, whose product is annotated as A-kinase anchoring protein 1b. Gene Ontology annotation, cellular component: membrane; mitochondrion. NCBI's taxonomy places the organism in Eukaryota, Metazoa, Chordata, Actinopteri, Perciformes, Serranidae. Gene Ontology annotation, molecular function: RNA binding; protein kinase A regulatory subunit binding. The record is from RefSeq and is a predicted model, not a curated record.